Molecule: messenger RNA, 5343 nt
Organism: Brassica oleracea var. oleracea
Lineage: Eukaryota; Viridiplantae; Streptophyta; Magnoliopsida; Brassicales; Brassicaceae
Exons: 3
Coding region: 1-5343 (1780 amino acids)
Molecular function (GO): RNA-DNA hybrid ribonuclease activity; nucleic acid binding
Source: RefSeq, a predicted model, not a curated record
AUGGCUGAUUUGUUGCACAAGGAGAUCCAAGCAAUGUCACUUGAAGAGGAGGAACCUCUGACACUCCCCGAUAGCCCAAGGUUUAGGGUUGUGGACGAGAAUCAGAUAAGUCUUUUGGGACGCUUAUUGAAUCCAGAUUGUCAAUCAAUGUCAAGAAUGAUUGAGUAUAUGCCAACAGCAUGGCGAGUUUAUGACAGGGUUCGUGGGAUUGCCUUAUCCCGAGAUAGGUUCCAGUUUGUUUUCCAGCGGGAAGAGGAUCUUCAAACGGUCUUGAAUGAUAGGCCCUGGUCUUACAACCAUUGGGCCAUGGCGCUGGAGCGAUGGACAUCCAAUCCUCCUCAGGAUUUUCUGCAGUCAAUUGAUGUGUGGAUUCGGAUCCGCAACAUUCCUGCUAUCUUUUUCACAGCGGAGACGAUGUUCAAACUGGCUUCAGAAGUUGGUGUGGUGGAAGAUAUAGCAUAUGAUCCUAAGGUAUCUCAUACCAAGGACUAUAUUCGUGCUCUGGUGCAUUUCAAUACUAAUAAACCAGCUAAAGCUUUCCGCAAACUCAAUGUUCCGAAAGGAGGUACGGUGGCUAUAGAGUUUGAAUAUGAGAAAAUACACAAGAGGUGUUUUCAUUGCCUGCGUCUCACUCAUGAAAAGGUGAGAUGCCCUUUGUUGAGGAAAGGAGGUAGCAGUGGUAACAAGGCUUCUGUUGGCCCUAGAGUGCAAUCUGGUGGUCCGGUUAUCACAGAACCGUUAGAUGGUCCUCCUGGUUUCCCUGUUCUGUUUCCGAAACUAUCAAGAGAAGACCGUAAGAUGGCGAUGCUGUACAUCUCUCACGCUGAUGAAACUGAGCGUCGAGCUCGUAUUGAAAGGGUGAAGCAAGGCAUUGAAGAUAACAAAGUAGCGUCCUCUGUUCAUCUUACUCGUAUUACGAAGGAGUUAGAUAAAGGGAAGGGACAUGUGUUCUCAUACACUGAGCUCUUGGAAUCACAACAUUGUGGUGCUACUCAUCAGAUUACUGCGGCACCCGCUCAACAUCCUGGAGAAAAGAGUGAUGAUGACACUGAAUCCUCAGGAUCAAAAUUCUCAGCCUGUUCAGCUCCACUGAUUCCAUUGGGCUCGGGUUUUCAGCUUGGCCCUUCUUCGGAAGGGCGAGUCCUUGGGAAUGUUGGUUCAAACAGAUCAGAAUUCAACCGCGAAGAGGAAGGCAGUCGCUUCGAUAAACAACACAGAAACCAAAAACAAGAAAAUCUCAAACUCAACGGUGGCUUCCGUAUUGAAGCCGCUGCUUCCCCAAUGAGCAUUCUCUCUUGGAAUUGUCAAGGAGCAGGAGGCUCUGAGACAAUUCCCUAUCUCCGGACCCUUCGUAGGAAGCAUUAUCCGGAAUUUGUGUUCUUGAUGGAGACUAAACAAAAGUCUGAGUUUAUUUUUGGAGUGAAGAAACAACUGGGUUAUGAUCAUGUUUUUACGGUUGAGCCAGAAGGUUUAAGUGGAGGAUUGGCUUUAAUGUGGAAGGAUACGUAUCAAGUUACUAUAUUUUCAAGUGAUAAGAGGAUCAUUGAUCUCAAGUGGCUGCAAAAACGUCAUGAAGUGUGGAAUCGUUUGGAGAGUUUGGGAUUGAGUAGAGACGAUGUGUGGGUUCUGGUUGGGGAUUUCAACGAGCUGCUUUCCAACGAUGAAAAAAGUGGUGGUGCAGUACGUAAUGAAUCAACUUUCUGGAACUUCAGAAAUAUAGUUCAGAACUGCAAAUUGAGAGAGUUACGACACUCAGGGAAUUGUCUUUCUUGGGUUGGUUGGCGGGAACAAGGCUGGGUGCAAUGUAAGCUUGAUAGGUGUUUUGUCAACAGUGAAUGGCUGGCUCUGUUUCCUCGGGCAAAUUUGGAAUACCUUGACCUCUGGGCAUCAGAUCAUCGUCCCAUUAGGGUCUGCUUCUCACUGGAGAGGGAUAACCCAAUGAAGAGGAGGUUUUUCUUUGACAAACGCAUGCUGUCUAGGGAGGGUUUUGAGGAUUUGGUUCGUAUGAGCUGGGAAGGUGAUACUGGUACGCGUUGCUGUACUAUGGACCGGAUUCAUCGUUGCCGUAGAAAGAUUAUGGAUUGGAAAGGAAAGUCAGAUAUGAAUUCCAGAGAUCGUAUUACUCGUUUGCGUGCCUCUUUGAAAGCAGAGGUAUCAAAAACUUCUCCGUCUUAUGACACUAUGCAUCGUCUUAAACAGGAGCUUGCAAAAGCUCUGCGAGAAGAGGAAUUGUUUUGGAGACAGAAGUGUAGAGAAGAAUGGCUUCGGUCAGGAGAUCGGAACACUAAGUAUUUUCACAACUGUGUGAAGGGGAGAAGAAUCCAAAAUCGUAUCUUGAUGUUUCUUGAUGACAUUGGCCAGGAGCAUUUCUCUGAGGGUGCAAAAGGGAAUUUGGCUGUGGAAUUUUUCAGAGAUUUGUUUACUAGCUCUAACCCCUGCGACCUGGAGUCUCUGUUCCAAGGUUUCCAGCAGAGGGUCACAGAGAACAUGAAUCAACAUCUUACACGCCCUGUGACCGCAGAGGAGAUAAAGAAAGCGGCGUUUGAUGUUAAAGGGAGUAGUGCACCGGGUGAGGAUGGUCUGACAGGAGUUUUCUAUCAGAGAUUCUGGCAUAUUGUUGGUCCCGGUCUGACUGCUGAGAUUCAAGAGUUCUUCCGGUCUUCAAUUAUGCCUGAGGGAUGGAAUCACACACAGAUCAGUUUGCUUCCAAAGAUUGUGAAUCCCUCUCUCAUGAAAGAUAUGAGGCCGAUUAGCUUGUGUUCGGUCCAGUACAAAAUUAUAUCGAAGAUCCUGUGUAAUCGGUUGAAGAUAAUACUCCCUGAGAUCAUUGCGGAAACACAAGGCGCGUUUGUGUCUGGACGAAUUAUUUCAGAUAAUAUUAUCAUCGCUCAUGAGAUGAUCCAUGGUCUGCGUACUAGUACAAAAGUGGCAGAGGGUUGGAUGGCAAUUAAAACCGACCUGUCAAAAGCAUAUGAUCGUGUUGAAUGGAGCUUCCUUGAGGUCUUACUGGAGCGGAUGGGUUUUGAUCGAGUUUGGGUGCGAUGGAUUAUGGCGUGCGUAAGCUCAGUAUCCUUCUCGGUGUUAUUAAAUGGAAACUCUCAUGGACAUAUUAAACCGGAAAGAGGAAUUAGACAAGGUGAUCCUCUCUCUCCUUUCCUGUUCAUACUGUGCGCAGAAGCUCUAGUCAGUUGUCUUAAUUCUUCUGAGGCGGCUGGGCGUCUUCACGGAAUCAAACUAACUAGUUCGGGGCCUUCAAUCCAUCAUUUGUUGUUUGCUGAUGAUAGCUUACUACUGUGUAAAGCUAACCCGGAGGAAGCCAAUGAGAUUCUAGCCUGCAUCAAGUUGUAUGGAGAUGCGUCGGGCCAACAAGUGACUCAUCUUAAAUCGUCAGUUAUUUUUGGCUCUCUUGUACCGGAAGUUACCAAAACAGAGGUUAAAAUGGUUUUGGGAAUUGAAAAUGAAGGUGGAGAAGGUUCGUAUCUUGGUCUCCCAGAAUGUUUCAGCGGUUCGAAGAGGAAACUGCUGAGCUUUAUUCGAGAAAAGCUCCAUCGUCGACUUCAAGGCUGGUUCGCAAAGGCUUUGUCGCAGGGGGGUAAGGAAAUCAUGUUGAAAUCUGUUGGUAUGGCGCUUCCCGUGUUUGCAAUGUCUUGUUUCAAACUCCCAAAAGAUGUUUGUGAAAAACUCACAAGUGCAAUGAUUGAGUUCUGGUGGAGUAGUGGAAACAAUAAAAAGAAAAUUUCUUGGGUUGCUUGGAAGAAGCUUUGCACAGAGAAAGAACUUGGCGGGCUGGGUUUCAAAGAUAUUGAGAGAUUUAAUCAGUCUAUUUUGGCAAAGCAGGCUUGGAGGAUAUGGUCUUCUCCGAAUUCCUUACUGGCUCGUCUUCUAAAGCAUAGGUACUUCAAUCGUUCAGAAUUUUUAGACUGUGGGAUUGGGGCUCGUCCUUCGUACGCUUGGCGGAGCAUUAUGCAUGGAAGGGAACUGCUGAAAGAGAGUCUUUUCAGUAAGAUUGGAAAUGGAAGAAACACCAAAGUGUGGUUGGAUAAUUGGCUCCUUGAUUCAGUCUCUCGACCUCCUCGUUAUCGUCAAGAUGCGAUCGUUGAUCUGACACUAACAGUAAAUGAUUUAUUGGACCAGCAAACCGGCUCUUGGAAUGUUGACAUGGUGUGUCAAUUGAUAGCAGAGGAAGACAUAAACUUGGUUCAGAAAAUAAGACCAGUGCUAUCUAGAGCGGACGUGAUUGUGUGGGGUUUUUCAAAAAAUGGUUGCUAUGAUUACAAGAGUGGUUACAAACUCCUGGACACUAUCAUCAGGACCAGGUCAGAGGUUCAGGUAUCUAUCCCUCCAAUUGAGAAGCAGUUGUGGUCUAAGCUCUGGAAAACUAAAAUGUCACCUAAACUUCGUCAUUUUCUUUGGCGUGUGAUGUCUGGAGCCUUAGCAGUUAAAGCUCAGCUUCAAACUAGAGGAAUCAUGGUCAAUACCACAUGCCCUGUCUGCCAUCAAGGUCCGGAAACAAUUUGUCACAUGCUUUUCCACUGUCAGACAUCGAAAGAUGUUUGGAAGGCAUCGCGUUUCCCUUUGCCCACUGCAGGAUGGUCUCGUGACUCUGGUUUCUUGAACAUGUAUCAUCUGAUUUCUCACAGUCAUAAGCAGCAUGUUGGCGCUUCAGUUCGUCUGUCAUUCCCUUGGAUUCUCUGGCAGAUUUGGAAAGCGAGAAAUAGGUUGUGCUUUGAACAAGUACAGCCUGUAGCAAGUGAUAUUGUGACUAAAGCUAAGGAGGAAACUGUCGUGUGGCUGAACCUACAUGGUUGUCUCCCUGACAGUCCCAUCGUCUCUAUCCCUGCUACAGUUGAAGUGCCUGUUUGGUCAACACCUCCAGCCCACGCCCUGAAAUGUAACAUUGGUGCUACGUGGUCUGAAUCAUCUCAUGUCAGUGGGGUAGGUUGGAUCAUUAGAGAUUCUGUCGGGAAAGUGCUGUCCCAUAGCAGAAGCGCUUUUAGUGGAGUGGCUUCGAGUACACAUGCUGACCUUUUGGCAUUAUCCUGGGCCUCAGCUGCGGUUAUUGACCUGAAACUGAAGAACAUAAUGUUUGAGUUUUCUUCCGUUAAAGCUGCAGGUGCGCUUAAUAACCCACUGGAGCAUCCCCUUUCUUAUCAUCUAUGUCAUGAAGUAAUAAAUAACGUUUACUCACUGACUAAGAGCGGAUUGUUCCUAGUUCCUGAAUCAUGUAAUGUCGCAGCCUCUGCAAUAGCGACGAGCGUCACAAAGGACCAACGUCUGCAAUCAUAUAUUGCAUUUGGUGGCCCUCAUUGGUUGUCUGCUGUGCUGCUGCAGGAGGCAAAUUAA